Messenger RNA from Cladocopium goreaui, 3759 nucleotides. Lineage: Eukaryota; Dinophyceae; Suessiales; Symbiodiniaceae. The record is from the annotation of a GenBank genome assembly.
AUGUCGACGCCAUGGCGUGCGCCCACGGCCGCUAGCGCGGCCUUGGCCGCCGCGCUCGGGACCGGAGCCUGGUGGGCAUGGUGUGCCUGGCGCAGGCAGAGGCGGCAGGAUGGCCCUUGGUUCCUGCGUGGCGUCACCAUUCUGGAUGACCUCUCUCCCAGUGGCUACCGCGAAGUCGAUGUCCUCCUAGGCCUCGAUGGGCGCAUCGACCUGGUUUGUGCAUCGGCCCGGAGGCCGCCAGGGGCGCAAGUGAUCGAUGGCAGCAGGAAACUGCUACUGCCAGGCUUUGUGAAUGCGCACACGCAUAGCAGUCAGAUGUUGGGCAGGGGCCUGGUUUCACCUCUGCCGUUGGAUCUGUGGAUCCUCCAGAUGUUGGCAGUCACAGGCGCAGCGAUGGAGAAGUUCGAUUCUCGCGCCCAGGCGGCCUAUGUCGCCGCGCUCUUCUGUGGCGUGGAGUGCCUCAUGUCAGGCUGCACAGCUUUGCAGGACCAUUGCUUCGUCCUGUCGUUUGCAGAGGCUGAAGCAGCCUGCAAGGCUUACAAGGAUUUGGGUCUCCGUGUUUUCUUUGCGCCGAUGCUCAACGACGAUAAGGUCCUUUACGAAAACUACGUGCCGCGCAGUGGGGACGCCGCGGCACGCAAUGCGCGCGGCGAGCGCGGCGGGCUGGGCCCCGAGGGCAGCUGGCGGACGGAGGUGGGUGCCAGCGACGAAGCGAAGUGUCGCGCCAGCUUGGCGCUCUGGGAGGAGUGCGCACAAAAGCUGCAUGAUCCCGAAAAUGGGGUGAACAUUGUCAUAGGCCCAGUGAGUUUGUAUUCAUGCAGCGCUAAGCUCUUGAAGGGCGCUACGGAGCUGCGAAAGAAGUAUCAACUCAAUGGACAUACACAUGUCCUGGAAUCGAGAGGUCAAAAGCUCGAGGCUGCACGACGCUUCGGUGCCAACGGAGGCUCCGCAGUGUCCUUCCUGGAGUCCACCGGUUUCUUGGAGGUGCCUGGGACAAGCACUUCGCUGGCACACUGCUGUUGGCUAGAGGAGUGGGAGAUGCAAAUCAUCGCCCAACAUCACGCGGCGGUGGUGCACAACCCAGUCUCAAACCUCCGCUUGGGCUCUGGUGUUUGUCACGUGCGCCGGAACCUUUGCAACGAUGUGACUGUGUCCUUGGGUGUGGAUGGGGCGAUGUCUUCGGAUGGGCUGGCAGCGCUGGGCCAAGGGAUCCAAGGGCAAGCCUCGCCACUGCCUGAAAGAUGUGAAGCUUUUGGCGGUGACUUCUAUAGGCAGAGCCUGGCAGAUUUUGUGCCCUUCCUCGACUUGUCCGUUUGGGAUGCCCAACGGGCCAAGAAUCAUUGCAGAGUUCAGGGCGAGGCUUGCUUUGUGGUGCAGAUUCAGGAUGGCCAAAUCUACAUUCUGGAUGAAAAAACGGGAUUCCAGAGCCGUAACCGACUGACCAUGCAGAUGUUGCAGCGCGUGGCGGCCAAGUUUGGACCUUUGCCCGACGCGGAGUUCGUGGUGGAUACAUCCGAUGGCUACUCCCAUGUGGAGGGACCCAUCUUCGUGAUCGCCAAGUUUCCCUCGUCCCCCGGUGGCAUUUUGUAUCCCGACUUCUCUUCCUAUGCCUGGCCGGAGUCCGAGUGCCCCUCAGAAGCCGUGGGGUCCCACGUCUGGGCCCGGGCCGCGGCAAGGAUUUCGAGCCGGGCCUCAGGGUGGCAGGAGAAGUCCGAGCAGCUCUUCUGGAGAGGUGCGGCAACGUCCUCCUACCGGAAACAGGUGGUACCAGACAUUGCUGCUUUGCCAUUUGCCAACGUCUCGGUAAUGACCUGGGUGGUGGGAAGCGCAGGGCAAAGGCAAGUAGUGAGUUCAGGAGACAACAGCUGCGUGCCCAUUGAUGAGUGGUGCCAACACAAGUACUUAGCCAACUUGCCCGGACACACCAUGGCUUUGGCCCUGAAGUAUCGGCUUCUCUGUGGUUCGGUGGUCGUCAGCAGCCCUUUGAUGUACCAUGAAUGGUACUACAGUCAGCUGAAGGACCAAGAGCACUUCGUUUCGGUGGAUUUCACCUGGUCCUCUGCAGCAGAUGUCUUGGCAGCACUUCGGGGCAACCCAGGGUUGGCGGAAGGCAUCGGAGCAAGAGCGCGGGAGUGGGCAGAAAGUCACUUGACGGAGGAUGGCUUUGACUGCUACUGGCUGCAGCUGAUUCGCCUGGCACAGCAACAUUUUCCAGCACCCCAGCUGAGCUCGGCGUCGCUGCCCAUCGAGGCAGUUGCACUGGGCCACGGUCACCAUGCCUUGGAGGGUCCCUUGGAGGUGCCUCAGCGGCAACGGAUGGAUGUGAUCACAGUGAUUCCUGCGCGCGCGAAGGAUGUGGAGCUGAUGGACUAUGCCAGAAGCACGUGGUUAGGAGUCCAGCUUCCAGGUUUUACUCAUCGCCAUUUCUUCAUCAUGGCGGCUGCGGACCCAGACAUUGGAAUGCUGGGGCACGAGGAAGAUCUACUGCUGGUGGAUUGCCCCCAUGGGUACCGACAGCUGAUGCAAAAGAUGGUCAUGGCCUAUCGUCUUUUGCUGGAUCGCUUUGAAGUGAAAUUCUUCAUCCGUGCGGAUGUGGACUCAGUGUUGCCCCUGGAGUUCUUGCUGCCGCUUCUUCCCAGGGCUGCUAAUGGGCAAGCUGUGGUUCCCUUGCCGGCCUCGAACUGUGGAGAUUUGGGUCGGUGGCGAAUGCCAUCCAUUGGGCACUUGCAAUGUCAGAUCGAAUGCGCGAUGGAUCGGCAGUGUCACUAUUUUCAGGUAGAUUCAGCUGGAGAUUGCACGACCUUCACGACCUGUACUCCCAUGAAAUCUCGCAGUGCAGCCGUCUUCAAGUAUGCUUUGCGUGCGUCGGGCGAUUUGGAGUUGACCGAGAAUCAUGACCGUCCAUUCAUUCUGGGAACGAUCCUACAUGGGAAUAAGGUUCUGAUCAACGACAGCUACAAUCCACAGUGGAACAACUUGGAAUACAGCCAAGACUUGGGCUUGUCUGUCUACCCCCCAUAUCCCGAGGCCUCUGGCUAUGCCAUGUCAGCUGACAUUGCCGCGUUUCUGGCAUCGGUUGGGAUGGCUUCCCUGGCUCAAUUGCAGUGGAAGGCUUGGGCCAUUGAGGACACUGCCCUGGGUACCAUCCUGGCAGGGCUCAGCUUUGACCUGCUUCAGAUGCCCACGGAGGACAUGACCGAAGCCAUCAAGCUGGCCUGCUUAUUGUCGACCCUGAGCAGCGUGGACUAUCGGCAGUGGCUCACGGCCAAGGAGGCACUGAAGCUGGCGUCGGAAGGGGGUUACGCUGCCAUGGGCAUGCAAGGAGCAGGAAAGAUUGAGGUGGGUUGCGUGGCGGAUGUGACCCUGUGGGAUCUCACAGCCAUGUCGCUUCUCCCUCGGGGCGACCCCGCCAGCCUCCUGGUCUUGGGUCGUCCCCAACAAGGGCCGGGCCAGGCCGGUAGUGCUCUGCAUUCCUCCUUCGUGCGCGGCCGGCGCGUGGUGUCUGGAGGCCUGCCCUUGACCUGCAACCUGCGACGCCUACGGGAGACCCUCUGGCGUCACAGCGAGCCGCGCGCCACCGGCGCGGCGGCCAUGGACCCAUUGGCGCGGCCCAGCGCGGAGAUGCAGCGGGCGGCGGAGGUGGAGUACCGCGGAGCAGUAGGAUUGGAUGGCAGCGAAGGACCGCGCCAGCUCUCGUCCCACUUGGCGCUCAGGACCAUCUGGGACUAUGCGGGGGCCUGUUUACCCAGCCGUGCGUAG